Messenger RNA from Spodoptera frugiperda (fall armyworm), 2925 nucleotides. RefSeq lists its product as uncharacterized. The transcript is spliced from 4 exons. Lineage: Eukaryota; Metazoa; Arthropoda; Insecta; Lepidoptera; Noctuidae. Gene Ontology annotation, biological process: monocarboxylic acid transport. Gene Ontology annotation, molecular function: monocarboxylic acid transmembrane transporter activity. The record is from RefSeq and is a predicted model, not a curated record. Bases 184 to 1986 code for a protein of 600 amino acids.
AAAAAUAAUGUGAAUGUGGUGUAGUUGUGUGUAGUGUUGGAUUAAAUUGGCGCUGAAUUUCAAAAUCUAGAGCAAGUGAUUACGCCAAAUGAUAAUGAUAAGAUAACACACCCAUUCCACCUAGAUAACUAAGUGACUGCAUGUAUUUUUAUAAAAUGAAGAAAUUGUUUUUGUGACAAAAUAAUGGAAGAACAAACGAACCGGGCCCCGAGUCGCAUGGAGCGAGGUGAAAGCAGGGUAGACGACUUGCAUUUGGACAGAGUUGUGGCUUCACAGCCUGAGAUUGGGCCGACACCACCAGACGGCGGGUAUGGAUGGUUGAUUGUUGUGUCAGCAGUGAUAUACCACAUCACAGUGCCAGCGCUGCUAUCGUUGUACGGACUGAUAAUCCUGAAAGUGAUUCGGGAGGAAGGGUACGAGGAUAAUGAAGUUUUGAAAAUAUGGGACGUGGAUAUAGCGUUGGUGCCAGUGAUAGCGUUGGUGAUAAGACUGUUACUGGAGUCAUGGUGUCGGGCUGUGGUGAAGAUCUUCCACAUGCCAAGGUUCAUGGCGCUGUCAGGACUCUGCCUGACCGUGGCGGGAGUGUUGCUAUCAAGUUACUCAACAGACGCAGCAAGCAACGACCACAUAGUGAAUACAUUCUCCGGAAUAUUUAUAGGAAUUGGAUGCGCCCUGACUGGGCAGCAGACUGAAGUGAUCAUCACUCACUACUUCAGAGAGAAGCUCACGAUGGCGCAGAGGAUAGUGCGCAUGGCGCCCUCUGUCGGCAACUGCCUCGUACCGAUACUAAUCGGGUAUCUCAGCAUCGUGUACACCGGUGAUGUAGUCGUCAUGAUCUACGGAGCCAUCCUCAUGCAGAACUGCAUCUUCUUAGCCUCAUACUCCCGACCGAUCUACAUAGAAAAAGUCAUCCGACACACAUACAACAUGCUCAGGGAUGCGGUAGAGGACGAAGAUGAGGUCAUAUUCUCCAAUCAGGCACGAAAGAGUGAGGCUGAAAGAAAGAACAAUGAACCAAACAACUCUCAAGGGGAACCAUCAUCAUCACACAACAUGGCAGUAGAGGAAGACGGAACCGAUGUGGUGGUCUUCAAUUCAAGGAAGAACGCGAAAGAAAUUCUAGAUCCUUCCAUACAGUACAGAGAAAACAGACCAGCUUCCAAACAAUCCAGGUUUUCGUCUGACUUCAGCACAAUGUAUGACACAGGUGCGAACAGAUUUUCUUCAGAUUUUGGUACUUUGGACAUUAAUAGCUAUGCAAGAGUUAAUGGGUACCAGGAGUUGGAGAAUAUUGACACGCAGGCACCCCAGCCUUUGUACAGGGAGACGACGGUUAAUGCUCCGGCCAAUAGCGUGGUGUUUGCAGCUGAAGUGUCACCAGGCACUGCUAGAAGAACAGCCUCUUUGAAGAAGAACUUCUUCACGAUUACCAACAUGCUGAAGGAUAUCAACUUCUAUUUGUAUGCCUUGCUGCAUGUCUGUACGACCUUCUCUAUUCUGAUACUGGGAUUAAUCUUCCCCCCCUUGAUUUGGGAGCAGAAUCCUUCCAUGAACAUUUGGUCGGUUUCAACACUGAUAGCGGCGGCUCACGGGUCAGCAUUGUGCUUCAUAAUGCUUUGUGUGGUGCUGCCAAAAUCCAUCAACGAGAAGGCAAGACUGUGUGCUGCCUUCUGUGUGGCUGGUGCAAUGGGCUUCUAUGGUAUAGCCAUGUCGAGCAAUAAGAGCCUGCUAGUGGUAUGGUGUAUGCUGGCCAGCUUCGCUACAGCAGCGUCCAGCAUCCUUCAGCAGCCACUAUACAACAGCACACUGAACGAAUUCGAUACCACAGCCACCAUGACAGCGUCCAACACCAUCGUCGCCAUUUUCAUCAUGGCGUGGUCUCUGUCGCAAAAUUAUGAUUACAAAACGUGUUUCUUGACUGCUAGUAUACUACAGACUGUGACCGCUUGCAUGUUUUUCGCUUUGUCUUUUAGGCGGAGACGGUAAUUUUUGGAUUUUAAUAAAAGCUACCGUCUUUAUUACCGUUUUAAAGUAAGUGUCCACAGGCCCGCAUCGUACGCUUUCCGUAUGACGUCAUCAGUACGCAUCGCAUGUAGGCAUUGCUGAUGAUGCGGUCCGUACGAUGCGGAUCAGUGGACGCAGUUGUAUGAGUUUCUAUACAAGACAAACUAAAAUCCGUUGCGUGCGAUGCGUACGAUGCGGGUCUGUGGACGCGUACCUUUAGGCAGAUUAAGUUUAGCUCGGAUUUUCUAGACUACUUGGUAGUCCAAUACCCAUAGUUGCCGUGCUACUGAAAUCAAUAACGUCAAAUAGUUUAGGUGCAAUAACCAGCAGGGUAACCUAUUCCGUUUGUGAAACUUUAUUCGAUUUUCAACUUUAUUGUUAUAUUUUAAAGUCAAAAAUCCAAUGAAGGUUGACCUGCUGACCACUGUACUAACCUCGGAGUGACUUGAGCAAUAACAAUCAUAUUGUAGAAUAAACAAAAACAAAAUAAAGGUUGUGUACUAUUAAAAGUAAUGAUGUCGGAAUGUGUGUGCGUCCGACAUUUUUAUAUUAAGUAUUCAUAUUUAAAUAGUUUUAAACUAGAAUUAAGAUAAUAAUAUAUUUUGUACAAUGUACUUUUUAAUAUUAAUAAACUUUAGUUGUAUGUGUUUUAAAACUAUGAGUAAAUGAGGACUACUGUAAUUUUGCCCACCAGAUGGAGCUAGUAAACCUCUCGUUUUUCGACCAAUAAAAACUUAGCUAGUGUCACACCAUUGGUCAUUCAAUAUUUGGCAGCUGCAGUGAUUGGACAAAAAGUUGCAACAUUUGCGCCAUCUGAUAUCUGAGCAAAAAUACAGUAGGCCCAAUUGUAAGCUAAAGUGUUGCUACAUGUAAAUAUGUCUUGCCAUAAUGAAAUAAAUAAUUAAAACUGCGGUACAUUUA